This is a messenger RNA of Salvia splendens (bonfire salvia), 1059 nucleotides long. RefSeq lists its product as uncharacterized. The record is from RefSeq and is a predicted model, not a curated record. NCBI's taxonomy places the organism in Eukaryota, Viridiplantae, Streptophyta, Magnoliopsida, Lamiales, Lamiaceae. The coding region runs from base 1 to 1059 and encodes 352 amino acids. The transcript has a single exon.
AUGGUAACAAGGAAGAAAAACGCCACAAUCGAUGUGGCAAGCAUGUUCAAGGACGUGGAGAUGAAGGUGCCGCUCUUGACGGCGUUAAAAAUGCCCCCAAUUAGUAAAUUCAUCAAAGACUACUUGGCGGGGAAAGUCAACGAGGAAGGGAGACUAAUUACAGAUAAGAACGUCUCUGCCGUGAUCCAGAGAAGCGACCUCCCCUCCAAGAAAACUGACCCUGGAAUGUUCACGCUCCCUAUUUCUAUCGGAGAUAUCCAAGUGGAGCACGCCAUGUGCGAUUUGGGGGCAUCUAUCAACGUUCUGUCAUACUCCAUCUAUCGGAAACUGGGAGCAGCCAAACUCAUCAACACUGACAUAAUGAUACAGUUGGCCGACACAUCGUGUAUUCACCCAGAAGGAAUUAUGGAGGACGUUAUUGUAAAGGUGAAUAAUUUUCUGUACCUAGCUGAUUUUUUUGUAAUCAAGAUGACGGAGCCCGCAGCAAAGGAAUCGAGUGGAGUCCUACUGGGACGACCAUUCCUGUCCACAGCCAGCACUAUUAUAGAUGUCCAAAAUGGGACUAUAAGCCUGGAUUUCAAGGGAGAGCAGUACACGUUCAAUAUUGAUGAAGCCAUAAAGAAGCCAGCCGACGGCGAGAACGUGUACUCUGUGGACGCAACUGAACCAUUGGUGCAGGAAUUUCUGGAGGAGGAAUUCUUAAAGAGGGAAUUCACUUAUUCCACUGCACAUAAAGAGGUCGAAAAAGAAGUAGAAGAAUGGUUUGAGACCAUGAUGGUCGGAGAGAUGGACGACCAAGCCAUCGCAAAGGCAAUAACAAAUUUUUUCGAGCUUCCGAGGCCAGCUGGAUCAAGUGGGAUAGCUCAAGUAUCUAGCCUAGCGAAGCGGCUUGAUCAAGGCAAGUCACGGGAAAAAGAUGUGGUAGAAAACCCUCUGCCCACUGAAGAGCCAGAGCCCGCGAAGGAGUUGAAGCCCCUUCCAGCACAUCUUAAGUACGCCUACCUGGGGGAGGAAGAAACAAUGCCCGUUAUUAUCAACAACCAGUUGACCCAGGGGUAG